Dentiscutata erythropus is the source of this 792-nucleotide messenger RNA. Lineage: Eukaryota; Fungi; Glomeromycota; Glomeromycetes; Diversisporales; Gigasporaceae. The record is from the annotation of a GenBank genome assembly.
AUGGAAAAUUUGAUUCCUGAUGAUUCCACUUCUAAUGCCUCAACAUCUAAUAAUAACAAAAUAGUAGUAAUCAGCGAUACUUAUACAAUAAAAACCAGUAGAACAUAUUUAAAAAAACAUACCUUAUUGUAUCUUAAUUCUCCGUUAAACGAAGCUCAGACUGAGUGGUUCAGACCAAUUACUAAAGAAGAUAUAGAUAAUUCAAUAAUGGACAUGGUUAUUGCAACAGGUGUAUCAUUCAAUAUUCUUAAUAAUCCGUCAUUUUAUAUUUUGGCUAAAACUUCUGGACAAAUUUUACUCACAUAUGAUGGUUGGCACUCAACUGUCCAUAAGUCUCAUUAUAUUGUUAUUACAGGAUCCUGGAUUAGCGAUGAUUGGAGAAUAGUUAAUAUUGUUCUAAGCUUUCAAAAGUCGGGUCAAACGGUGAAAGAAAUAAUAUCAGAAAUAAUGAACACAUUAAAAAAUUACUCUAUUAAAAAAAAAUUAUUUGCACUUACUAUGGACAAUACUACUACAAAUAAAGCAGGUUUGAAAGAAAUUAGUAUAUUACAUAAGAACGUUCAUAAAGUUAUGAAAUACUUAGCUAAUCCACUUGCUAGUAAUAGAAUAGAAGUAUUAGAAUCACAUUGUAGAAUUUCCAGAAUAAACUUUUUGAAGCCUAUUCUUAAAAUUGAUACGCGUUGGAACUCUACGCUAGCGAUGUUCGAGAGAUACCUUCAUCUGCAUCCAGCUAUUAAAGAAAUGUGUUCUAAAGAACCAUCAAUGCCCACUUGCUUAGCGAUGAAAGCCUGA